GUCCGUCUCAUUCACACCAAUGCACAGAACCGUCGGAUUGUCGCCGUCAUUCGUGUCCGUAUUUUUUCCUAGGGAUUCGAUUCGAAGUUGGUUCGAUUUUCUCCGCUGGAAAUCUUUGAUUUCGUCUGCUAUUUUGCGUAACAGAACGCCGUCUAUGAGUGAAGGCACUUAAACGUCUCAUCGUUCUGCCAGGAAUUCGGUACUGGGCUGACAGCUGAAAUAGCUGACUCACACAGAGGAUAUCGGGCUUCAACAGCAGAUCAUCGUUUGGGUUACGCAAGGCGUAUACCAACAGUGAUUCUGAUAGGUUCCGAUACACACCUUCCGAAACAACCCGUUCAGUAUUUGUUGACAGUGAUAUACCUGAAGAAGGAUUGUGAGAGUAGCAAAAACAAGUGCGAAGCACAAAAGAAAGAGUAAUAGAGACUGAAGAAUCCCACUGUCACAAGUGGCGAUUGUGUUAGUGAAAGCUUUGUAAAGCAAGAUAAAUCCGAUUGAAGUGCUUGAAAGUGUCAAAUUGUCGAAAAAAGAGUUAUCAAGUGAAAAAAACUGCUCAAAAAUUGACUGUGUAGUUGUCAGUGCUGGUGUAAGUUAGGGUGCUGAUCAAUCAACAGCUUGAAGCGCGUCCAUAGGAUUGAACGUAAUCGAUCUACUGUACCGGCCGUUGUGUCUCUUUCCCAUAACCUAUCCAGGUGGUCGAUUGGUUCACAUUUCGAUCUGUGUGUGUGUUUGUAACAGACACCUUGUAGGCUAAGCGAGAGGAGAGAAGUGAACUAACCCUUCGGUGUAUCCUCCCACGUCAUCAUGAACGUGAUGAACAACAGUAGCGGCGACGAGGAGCAGGUCGAGUGCCCGCUUUGCAUGGAACCCCUGGAAGUAGAUGACCUUAAUUUCUACCCAUGUACAUGUGGCUAUCAGAUCUGUCGAUUCUGCUGGCACAGGAUCCGCACUGAUGAGAACGAGCUGUGUCCCGCGUGCCGGAAGGCGUAUCCGGAGAACCCGGCCGACUUCACGCCCCUCUCGCAGGAGCAGAUUGCAGCGUUUAAGGCGGAGAAACGACAGCGAGAUCAGCAGCGGAAGGCGAAGAUUUCCGAGAAUCGGAAACACCUUGCGAACGUGCGAGUCGUGCAAAAGAAUCUGGUGUUCGUUGUCGGACUGCCGCCGAGAUUGGCAGAUCCCGAAAUUCUGAAAAAGCACGAAUAUUUCGGCAAGUACGGCAAGAUCCAUAAAGUUGUCAUAAAUCCUAGUACUACGUACGCAGGAGUCCAGGGCCCCUCGGCUUCGGCGUAUGUUACGUACAUCAACAACAACGACGCGUUGAAGGCAAUUCAAAGUGUCAAUAAUAUCAUGCUCGAUGGGCGGCUGAUAAAGACGAGUUUAGGCACUACCAAGUACUGCAGUCACUUCAUGAAGAACCAGACUUGUCCAAAGCCAGACUGCAUGUAUUUACAUGAGCUAGGAGAUCAGGAAGCAAGCUUUACGAAAGAGGAGAUGCACCAAGGCAAACAUCAGGAGUACGAAAAACGGCUCCACGAUACGAUGCAAGCGCAGCUAGGUUUGACAUCCGCCAACGGUUGCUCGUCCGGCGGAACGGCGGCGGUCUUGGUGAACGGUAGUAGUGGCAGCAACAGCGGCAGUGGUGGUGUCGGGAACGGCAACAGUAACAACAACGGCAGCGAUGGGAUCGAUAGUAUCAUCAAUGGAACCGGAACCGGCACCACCACGAACGGUAUUACUGUGAACGGUACGAAUGGCGGUGGUAAAACAGGUGAUUCUAAACAUAUUAGCGACAUAACCAAUGGACCAAUACAAAGCAAAGAAGCUUGGCCAAGCUUAUCCACUGCGCCAGUCAGCGGUAGCACUCAUGGCAAUGGAGGCGGCGGUAGCAAUAAGGAGAAUAAAAUUAAUGGUAAAACAGUUGGAAGCAAUAAGGAGAAUGUCGGUCGAAACGACAGAAAACACGAGAAAACUCGGUCGAAGGGAGGAAGAAAACAUCGUGGAAGUCGGGAAGAUCGGGAACGUGAUCGCGAUCGUGAGCAUCUCAACAACAAGGAGCACAGUAACAAGGAUAGCCACAGUAAACACAAACCCAACAGGAAUAACCGCAGCUGCAGCAAUCACAAGGAUAACGGUAUAUCUGCGGUGACUACCAGUGCCAACAUUACUGUAAAUAGUAGAACGACUGCUGUAAAUAAUUCCUGUAAUGCUACAAAUAGCGUUGGUUCAACGGUGAUCAGUAAUCAUAACGGUAGGGUGCCUAGUGCAACCAUCGUGACAACUGAUUGUCCAGUGACUACUGGUCACAUCAAUGGUGAUAACAGUAAUAUGGUGGUGACCAAUGAUAAAGAAGUGCAGAACAUUAGCAAAAGUCAGAAGCAACUGGUCAACGGUGACAAUAAUGCGACGAUUACUAGCAAACCCGUUCACCUGGAUGAUCUUGAUGAUGACGACGAUGAUCUGGACUUUGAGGACAUAGACAAUGAUGCGCUAUCAUCGGACAAUGAUGGCAAGACGGAUACGCCCUCGUUAAGUAGCGGUGGUUCCUCGCGGGCAGGCGGUGACAGUGGUAGCACUUUGAGCGAAACGCCAAGCGGCAAGAGCUCACCAAGUGCAUUCCUGGACCCGUUAACUGCUGUGAAUAAUUUGAUAACGACCGGCAGCACGACGACGGUCACCACCAGCAGCAGUAGCAGCAGUAUAACAUCGGCAGAUGAGAGGACCGCUGCGGCUAUCACUUCUGCCGCCAACAACAGCAGCACCGCCAUCAACAACAAUGGUAUUAGUAGCAGUAGCAACAGCAGCAAUUUCUUCUCCCCCGUUUUGACAAACGAAGACAAAAACGGUAGAAGAAGCACGGAACCCGUGAUAUCGUCGUCUUCAUCACUGUUUGGUAGUGACAAUGAGGGCAUGAAUUUAACCACUACGACUGUAACAACACCACCCACGGCCAACAAACAGUCGCCGCAACAGCAGCAGCAGCAGCAGCAGCAACAAAAUGGCAUGAGUAAGAUCAGCAACAGCUUGAUUGACAAUACCGCAUCGCGAUUCUCAAAGCUGGGCAUUUUCGAUGACAAUAGCAGUUUCUUUUCGCAUGGCACGUUCGAUCCUUAUAAUUAUAACAAACUAGACGGUGUAUUAAACGGAAGUCAAGAGAGCAGUCAAUCCUCGGGUUUAUCUACUUCUCAGCUGCCGGAUCUCCUCAGUGGUACCAACGAUACCAAUGAGCAGCACACAAAGGAGAUCCUCAAGAAUCUAGGCAAUAUUCAGCAACAGCAGCAACAACAGCAUCAUUUGCUGAACAAUGUGCAUCUACAGCAGCAACUGAAUGGCCUAGGUCUUGGUAACGGUAGUGUCGACGGCCUAUCGGGUUUCGGCACCGGUAAUACCGACGACUGGGAGACCGCUUUUGGAAAAUACAUGGUGCGCAGCAAGAUGGACAUAGAACAUCACGAAGAGUUGCUACGCAUGCAGGAACUGCAGAAGCGCAAUCUCAUCAACAGUGGACUGAACGUAGCGCAAUUUAAUGGCUUUAAUGGAGAUUAUUCGGAUUACUUUCACAACACAAAUGAGCUCAAUAGUAGGUUAUUGAGUCAACAGCAGCAGCAAGCUCACCAGCGUUUGCAACAACAGCAACAACAGCAGCAGCAACAGCAACACUCCGACCUGAACCACAUCUAUGCAGGUAAUAUGUCGAAAUUCUUCGACUUCCACAAAAAUCAACAGCAGCAAGCAGCACAACAGCAGCAACAGCAGCAGAACCAACAAUUGCUUCUCAACGGGCAUUCAACGCUUCCGAUACCCGAUCCUUUUAACAUUUCGAGCCUGCUGGAGAACAGCCGAUUAAACUCGCACUUCCUAGAACAACACACAAACGGUUUACUAGGUUCCCAACUACAGAAGCAACGUAUGAUCAACGGUCAGCAUAAUCCCCACAAUCUUCUGCUGAAUGGGACAAAUGCACAACAGCCGCAGCCGCAGCCCCAACAGCAGCAACAGCAACAACAAAACGGUAGACUGCACAAUCCACAGCAACAGUAUCCGCCGUCAAACGCCGUUCUAGAUGACGACUUAGGCAAAAUUUUAGGCUUUGAUCCCUUCUUCGAGACGCAGAAAGGACUGGCGGAACUUAUGAUUGACGAGGUUAAGCAACAGCAAAUACCGCAGAGUUCUGUAGUCGCUGCGACAGUCUCCCACAGCAAGCUAUUGGAAAAUGUCCAGCGAACUCGAAUGCCCCCGCCGGGCUUCAAUCAUAUGAACGCCUUCGGAUUCGGCGUUCCGAGAGCGCAAGUUUCCGGCAGUAAAAUCCUUCCCUUUAUGAACCUGGCCAACAGUGCACAGCAGCAGCCGCCGCCAUUACCAUCACAACAAGGCAACUGGGGUCAACAAAUACAACAGCAGCAACAGCAGCAGCAAUUUAUGGGAUUCCAGCAGAAUGAACAAAAUCAUUUAGCCCCAUCCCAGCCACAAAAUGGACACAACAAACCAGGCUAUGGUAGCAACUUUGGUGAUUGGACAUCGUUCGAUCCAGCAAUCGUUUCCUUCCGUCAGUUUUCGUUCAUGAAUGGUCCCAAUCAACCAGGUGGUGAUAUGUUUCUCACCGCGCAGCAGCAACAAAACCAGUUGAAUCAGCCGCUCAUACCGCAACCACCAGCACAAGGAUUUGGACAUCACGGUAUCAAUUUGCAGUCCAGUGUCAUGAAUCAGCAGCAGCAACAACAGGCGGGCAACCCGCAAGCACAGGUUAAUUUUUCCCAUGCCUCCAACUGGCUUAACAGCGAACAGAGCGCCUAUAUGAACAGCCUCUCCAACGGAUUUGGUGCGCCAGGCUUCGAUAAGUUCACCAUCCCGAUGCCACCCGGGUUUCAAGCGGCGGCGGCGGCAGCGGCUGCAGCAUCAGCGACAGUAGGCAACAAGCAGAAGGCAGAAUGCAUCAACUAAAAGGUCUCAUUCCACGACAACACACACAUUUCGAGAGUAGAGUAGCCUAGGGAAGCAGUGUUUUGCUUGUUGAGGGCAAAAAUAGUAGAGCUUGUUUGUUAUAUUCUGUAUUUUUUGUUGUUGUCAUAACGUUUCCAAUUUUUCCAUUUACACGCACAAUCCUGGUUUUGUCGUUAAAGUAUUUUAUCAUGUUGAUCAAUUAGGAUUGUAGGUUCAGCUCGCCAAGUAGGAAGCAGAAAUCGAUAGCUAGCAUUUAAUCCACCCACAGUAGACAAAGAUGGAGCACGAUAGAAAGAAUUGAAAUUUGCAAGAAGAAGUGACAGAGUGCCAGAGAGAGGAGGAGGGAAAUCCUGAAAUUCAAUCGCAAUCGAUUUCAUUGCUUAGUUUUGGUAGUUAGGCCAUAUCCGUGUAGGUACUUUUUCCGAGUUCCUGAUGAUGCACGCCUGCGAAUGGUUCGUGGAUUCGAUUCGAAUCGAUCUUCCGGUUCAUCCGAUCGAUGAAUCUCGACAAAACUAUGAUUGUCCGCUUAAACCAAUUUUAUUUUUAUGCUCUUUCAUCAAUAACAUUCAAUCUCUUGAAUAGUAUUUGAUCGAAAGUACCGAGACUGCACAGAUAUCCGGUCUGUUCGAA
Toxorhynchites rutilus septentrionalis is the source of this 5568-nucleotide messenger RNA. RefSeq lists its product as uncharacterized. The record is from RefSeq and is a predicted model, not a curated record. Bases 805 to 4938 code for a protein of 1377 amino acids. Gene Ontology annotation, cellular component: CCR4-NOT complex. Gene Ontology annotation, molecular function: RNA binding; ubiquitin-protein transferase activity; metal ion binding. Gene Ontology annotation, biological process: protein ubiquitination. NCBI's taxonomy places the organism in Eukaryota, Metazoa, Arthropoda, Insecta, Diptera, Culicidae. The transcript is spliced from 16 exons.